UGUUGUUUUCCUCUGGACUUUUUCACUUUUCUGGGCCCGGGGCCCAGCACAGGCAGCAUGGAGCAGUUGUCCCCUUGGCCCAGCAGUUGUCCCAGCAGGCCCAGGAUGAUGCCUGGCCCCGUCGCAACAGCUCCACAUUUGGUGACACUUCAGCUUAUGACUCCCUGCAACUCCAGAGCUUCCCUCCCAUCCUGCUGGUUAGCCAGUUAUUCCCCGCUUCUUGCAUGUACAUCUCCCUUUAUUCUCCAUUUGCAUUUGUUCUUGCCAAACUGCAUCUUGCUGCUUUCAGACCACGUCUCUGGCAGCCGUGAUCACUCUAACCCCGAGGCCUUGCAGCCACCCUGGCUGAGCGUCAGCUGGAAACGCCGAGAUAACAUGUCUCCCUCCUGAAGUGUCCAUGUUGUUCAGGAAGAACCAACGCAGAACUGCUGGGCCUCAUCCUUCCCCUGAAGGCCUCUGAGAAAGGUCCUGGAUCCCUAAACCUGAAGGUUCUGAGAAACCACAGGAGGCUGAGACCUAAAGGGAAGGUGCAGAGGCUCGGAGAGAAGAGCCAGAGAAAGUGACAGAGAGGGAAGAAGGACAACGUGUCACAGGGAAGGACGAGAGCAGGGAGGCAAAGGACCAUCUCAGGGGAGACACGGAAGGGCAAGGGAGAAAGGAAGGGAAAAAAGAAAGAAACCAAGCACACCAAGAGCAUAAAGGAAGCCGAAGAGGCCUCAGGGAGGCAGAGACGGGAGCCAUGCCCCACAGCUCUGACAGCAGUGACUCCAGCAGCUUCAGCCAGUCACCCCCUCCCAGCAAGCAGGACUCUUCUGAUGACAUGAGAAAAGUCCAGAGGCGGGAGAAGAACCGCAUCGCUGCCCAGAAGAGCCGCCUGAGGCAGACCCAGAAAGCAGACACGCUGCACUUGGAGAGCGAAGACCUGGAGCGGCAGAACGCAGCCCUACGCCGGGAGAUCAAGCAGCCCGACGCACCGCUCUGCCCCAUCCUGACCGCAGCGCCUCCGCCGCCCCCAGAGGUGCUCUAUGCCACGCACUCCUUCCACCAGCCCCACAUCAGCUCCCCACGCUUCCAGCACUGAACCGCCGCCGGACACGCAGCCCAUGGGCGCCACAGGUGGCCAAGACCACUGUGCGGGGCUCGCUCUUUCAUCCAAGGGAGAGGGACAGACAGAUGCCCCUUCUCAAUGUGCACGCUCCAGGUGACUUGUCUAAGACUUGUCCCCUGCACAGAAAUGGCAGAGCCACCGGCAGGCAUCUUCGGGGAGUUUCCGGCUUGGAUCCUGGCGAAGAGGAGGCAUUCACCAAAGGGCACCAACCCCCUUCCCUGGAGUUUGUGUUGGGACACUCACAGGAGUGUGUGCGGCAUGGGCAGCCUCCCUAUGAGCGGCCGCUGGGAGCACAACAACGGGAGCUCCAGCAAGAGGAACAGGAGCAGGGCAGCAGGGAAUUUCGGGGGCU
Molecule: messenger RNA, 1460 nt
Organism: Struthio camelus australis
Lineage: Eukaryota; Metazoa; Chordata; Aves; Struthioniformes; Struthionidae
Source: RefSeq, a predicted model, not a curated record